UGUCAUUGCAAUUACAAUAAAUCUUUUUGGUUUUUGAGGUUCUGUAUAAUUUCUAUUUAAAGCCUUCGUCAUAGAUUGAUCAAUUUUCUCGUUCUAUCUUUUUUCCUGUGUUGUGUUGUGAAGCAGCAAGAAAAAACACCAGACGCAGCCUCGACUGUACACUACCUAAGCUUUCCUCUGCAUCCCGGUUUCCCCGCCAGCCCCUCCAUCCUCCUCCCUCGGCGUCUUUCCUCCUUUCCCCUUCCUCUUCGGCCAUUGCUUGUCAACUACCUCCCCAUGCUCUCCCGCUCCCCCCAUACUCUCCCACUUCAAGCAUUUAAGAAUCGGCUUCUACCCCAACUGGCUCGAUCCUCUCCUCUGGCAUCGCCUACCGCACGAACUAUCUGUACCGUUCAGAACUCCGUGAAUCGGAGACCAACAACUUUGGCUUCUUCACGUUCGCCAGUCCCUUCGAUAUCUUCCGGGCAACGCCUCGCUUCUCUCUCAAGACACUUCUCCUCGACCCCCGCAGUCGCUGAAGAGAACGCCAACUCGACCAUGGCGGAAACACAGCAGUAUGACUACAUCGUUCUCGGUGGUGGAAGUGGUGGUAGCGGCAGUGCUCGCCGAGCUGCCGGAUGGUAUGGCAAGAAGACAUUGAUUGUGGAAAGUGGACGGUCUGGAGGCACCUGUGUCAACGUUGGAUGUGUUCCCAAGAAGAUGACCUGGAACUUUGCUACCAUUAACGAGACUCUCGAGGUUGGCAGACACUACGGCUACGAUAUCCCCGAGGAUGUCGGAAAGAACUACAAGCACUUCAAGGAGCUCCGCGACGCUACCAUCACCCGUCUCAAUGGCGCCUAUGAGCGUAACUGGGGCCGUGAGGGAAUUGACCUUGUGCACGGCCGGGCCCGCUUCGUCGAGCCCAAGACCAUCGAGGUCGCCAAUGAGGAUGGCAGCAAGUCGCGAUACACUGCCCCUCACAUUCUGAUUGCCACCGGUGGUCGUCCCAACAUCCCCAAGAUUAAGGGUGCCGAGCACGGUAUCAGCAGUGAUGGAUUCUUCGAGAUGGAGGAGCUCCCUCCCAAGCUUGCCGUCGUUGGUGCGGGAUACAUUGCGGUUGAGUUGGCCGGUGUCAUGGCCGCCGUUGGCGUCGAGACACACAUGUUCAUCCGUGGCGAGAACUUCCUGCGGAAAUUCGACCCCAUGAUCCAGAAGACUAUGACCGACCGCUAUGAGGCUACCGGUGUCCACAUCCACCGACACUUCCCUGGUUUCAAGGAGGUUCAGCUCCUGCAGGAUGGCAAGGGCAAGGACAAGUUGAUCAAGCUGGUUGGUAACGACGGACACGACGUUAUUGUCAACGAGCUUCUGUGGGCCAUUGGUCGUGCCCCCGAGGUUGAGGACCUGCACCUUGAUGUCCCUGGUGUGAAGCUGGGUGGCUCCGGAUACAUCCCCGUCGACGAAUACCAGAACACCAACGUCGAGGGUAUCUACGCUAUUGGUGAUGUGACUGGACAGGCUGAGUUGACACCUGUUGCCAUCGCCGCCGGUCGUCAGCUGGGUAGCCGUCUCUUUGGACCCCCCGAACUCAAGUCCUCCAAGCUUUCCUACGAAAACAUCCCCACUGUCGUUUUCUCCCACCCUGAGGUCGGCACCAUCGGUCUCACGGAGCCCCAGGCUCGCCAACAGUACGGUGACGACAAGAUCAAGAUCUACCGUACCCGCUUCACUGCCAUGUUUUACGACGUUCUCCCCGCAGAGGAGAAGAAGAAGAACCCCACAGAGAUGAAGCUCAUCUGCGCUGGACCUGAGGAGAAGGUUGUUGGUGUGCACAUUCUGGGUCUGGGCGUUGGAGAGAUGCUCCAGGGCUUUGGUGUCGCCGUCAAGAUGGGAGCCACCAAGCAGGAUUUUGACAGCUGUGUUGCUAUCCACCCAACCAGUGCCGAGGAGUUGGUGACCCUGCGGUAGUUUUGGGUGGUAGAUUAUGGCCCAUGCAAAUAGAGGACAUCAUGUAAAUGCGAUCAAAUAGUAAUAUGUUGGAUAUACACGUUGUUCUAGAGAGUAAGAGUUUUAUGAAUGUGUUGAUUGAUUGAUGUAAUUUAUGCUAUCAAAUGAUAACCAUCCAAGAUGCU
Messenger RNA from Aspergillus wentii DTO 134E9, 2114 nucleotides. It is a transcript of the gene glr1, whose product is annotated as glutathione-disulfide reductase GLR1. Bases 277 to 1950 code for a protein of 557 amino acids. Gene Ontology annotation, molecular function: glutathione-disulfide reductase (NADPH) activity; NADP binding; flavin adenine dinucleotide binding. Gene Ontology annotation, biological process: cellular response to oxidative stress; cell redox homeostasis; glutathione metabolic process. Lineage: Eukaryota; Fungi; Ascomycota; Eurotiomycetes; Eurotiales; Aspergillaceae. The record is from RefSeq and is a predicted model, not a curated record. The transcript is spliced from 3 exons. Gene Ontology annotation, cellular component: mitochondrion; cytosol.